UCCACAUUUGGUUUGCGCCUCGUGUGUUAGGAGAUUGAAUAACUUUAUUCUGUUCAAGAAUAUUAUUACCGAAACACAGCGAUCGUUAAAAGAAGAUACACGUGUUAAACGUUGUGUCGAAAUUUCACCUUCUGUGGCAAAACCGUCAGCCAAAGCUCGAGCAACAGGAGCAUCUAGACGACGAAGCAUAGAUUUCAAUCUUGCCACUGCCGGCGAUCAGUCGCCUAGUUCGAAAUCACAAUUGCACACGGUACAAGUAUUGGAUAUGGCAAACAAAGAACUAGUUGAGGUUGCCAGAAGAACUGAGCCAUCUGUUUUGAGGCACAGGACAUAUGAUGGUAUGUCAGCUGACAAUUGGAUGUCAGAGGUGUUGGAGGAGUUGGCCACUAGAUGUCCAGUUACCAACAACAUUUUGUCUGCUCUUCUGGAGAGCACAAUCUACCAGAAUAAGAAACAGCCUGCUAUCUGCUUAAUUUAUGGUAUCAUGAUGUUCUUGCGAUGCCAUGAAUUAAGCAGAGUUCAACGAAUCAAUUCUGUCUUGCUGAUAGAAGGCCAAGCAUCUGAAAAUUCACUGGCUCGUUUGAAUAAGUAUGGUUUGUGUCUUGAACCCAAGAUGAAGUACACAAUUCUUGAGGACAUUGGCAAACAAUUCAUCGAUCAUGCGGCGGAUUUGGUAAAGUCUGGCCACACAUUUGUGUAUGUCCUUGACAACAUAGAUUGGGAGGAGAAGGUGCAUGAUAUGAGGCAAGAUGUGCAAAACAAGAGUGUUCAUGCAGUUGCAACAAGUAUUGUUUUUGACCGUGUUUGUCAUCAAGAUUGCCGGAUUCUGGUCCACAGAGAGAUCUGA
Dendronephthya gigantea is the source of this 847-nucleotide messenger RNA. RefSeq lists its product as uncharacterized. The record is from RefSeq and is a predicted model, not a curated record. The transcript is spliced from 3 exons. The coding region runs from base 266 to 847 and encodes 193 amino acids. NCBI's taxonomy places the organism in Eukaryota, Metazoa, Cnidaria, Anthozoa, Malacalcyonacea, Nephtheidae.